GCGGUGUCUUCGUGAUUAGCGAGGGUGGGGAAUAGCGAGGGCGGGGAAUGGCGUCUUCCAAGAACAUGGAUGCGCUGAAUGCGAGGAAGCAGCUGCCGAAUGUAUGGCAGGCGCCGCUGAUGAGCACUCCAGCCAGAGAUCCGCUGUUUUGUUUCUACAGCAUCUUCUGCCCCUUUUGUGCCGCGUACCAGCUGCGUGGAAGAUCUUUGCACAAUGACUGGUCACGCUAUCAAUGUUGCGGCGGAGGCCUGCCAUGCAGCGGCCGUUGUGGAGAGCCCAAAUGUCCUCGCUUCUGUGCUGCCACUGAAGCCGUGCUUUGCUUUCCAAUGUCUGUCACUGCAACAAGGUUUAUGAUACAGGACUCCUUGGGGAUCCAAAACACCAAGUGUGACAACUGCAUCAUUGCGACGAUGUGGUUUCUCCAGUACCUCAACUGUAUCUGCUGGCUGGUUGCAACUUUUACUAAUGUGCCAUUCAUUGACGACGCAGCUCUCGUUGUCGACAGAGUUGCGGAUAUUGCCUACUGCAGUGUGUGCGCGUGCAUGCAGACACAGCAUAAAGUGGAGCUUGAUGUUCGCGAUGGAUUAAAGCCCGCCGUAUCGCGCACGCCUCCAGCAAUGCAGGAGAUGUCGCGAAAAUAGCUAGUAACCGGCUGCUGGUAUUCUCUCUCUUUCGGUUUCGCUGGCCAGGGUACUAGCUAGUUUCCUUUCAUUGUACUCAUGAUUCAUUGAAAUACGUUUUCCACAGCA
Selaginella moellendorffii is the source of this 749-nucleotide messenger RNA. RefSeq lists its product as uncharacterized. Lineage: Eukaryota; Viridiplantae; Streptophyta; Lycopodiopsida; Selaginellales; Selaginellaceae. The transcript is spliced from 8 exons. The record is from RefSeq and is a predicted model, not a curated record. The coding region runs from base 48 to 641 and encodes 197 amino acids.